AUGCAAUCUUUAGUCCUUCCCCAUUCACCCUUCAUCGCUACAUCAUUUGGGCAUUCCAGAUUCAACCCCGGCCCAGAGCGGCUUUCGUUGAAUCUACCUCGAUCGACAAAUGCUCGAGGGUGUAGCCCUCGGGCUCUUCCUCCCCCUCGCUCUAUGUCCGGCCCAGCCCCAGUAGAUGACCCGCUGGAGAUCUCUGGAGAGGCCAGGCGCCCAGGACGUCCAGAGCUCCCUCAUCCGGUGACAACAACCGCCGCAACUGGAUUAUCUGCCCAAGUCCUCGCUCUAGACAGCGCUGCAACUGGUACGGUUCGGGAACCGACCUUGCAGCGUGUGGUUUCGGCGACAACUGACGAGAUUUCACAACGAUCAUUCGCGUUCAAUGACCCUCUUUCCUCGCGACAGCCGCCCGCAUUUGGUGCACAGGCCGGAUCACAACCUAUCCAGGGACCAUACCCGACGCCGACGCUGGCAACUUCUCCAUCUGGGACAGCUACUCGAGCACUGCCACAGAAACCGACACGACGCACCAAGGCCCACGUGGCGUCUGCAUGCGUAAACUGCAAGAAGAAGCACCUGGGUUGCGAUCCAGCACGGCCCUGCCGAAGAUGUGUUGUGGCCGGAAAAGCGGCGACAUGCGUGGAUGUGACGCAUAAGAAACGCGGCAGACCGCCGCUUAAGGCGGAGGAACCAUCGCUCAGACCGUACGCAACGCAGUUGGGAAAUCCAGCAGCACCUGGGGAACCGCAUCAGGCAUCGCAACCCAGACGCACACAUAUGCACCGGGCGACGUCGUCCCGUGAGAUUCGUCCUAUGACUGAUCUCCAGGUCUCUGGUGGACCUGCGGGAGCAAUCGGACUUAGAGCGUCGGCUGGGCAUCCACAAAGAUGGUCGACUUCAGUAUUCCCACAUACAGUGGAUCCUUCGUUGUCCAUGCAAGGACAUUUGGGCCACAGGCGAUUCUCUUCGUCGGGAUCACACUAUGCCACGGCACAGGCCCCUGGCUUUAUUCCAAUGACUGGUGGGUUUAGCCCUGUCAUGGGAGCAGGUCGCAUGCCUCCUGGUAUGGGGCGACCGCUCUCGUCUUAUGCGAAUCAGGUGAUGCCCCCGACCACCUCUCCACCGCAGUAUCAUCAAGCUUUUGGGGGUCCGAUCUCACCAUACAUGGAGAGCUCGAGGCCGAUUAACCGGCCACCAAUGGGAGAUCCUCCCAUGCCGAGGGACCCCCACGAAGCCUAUAUCGAGUCACCCGUCAGGCUUCCUCCUAUCUUUCCAGCGAUGACGAAUGUAGGCCCAACCCCGCAAUCGCAGGGACAUCGGCUCAGUGAUCCGUACCCGGCACCUUGGUCAUAUCGAGCUCAAGAUGAGUUCACGCAGGAGCGUCGACCGCCACCUCCGCAAGGUUUGAUGGAACCGCUAUCGCCUCACACGCAAUUCCAACAUGCGACGUCGGAAUCGGUAUAUCCUGAGCCAGUAUCAGGGCAUCCCGGACCCAUCCCUCCGGUUGCAGAAAGGCAUCAUGUACACCUUUCUCCCACACAUCUACGAGAUGAGCAACCAGGCGGUGAAGGUGAAGCAGGUGAAGGCAGUGACGGAAGACCAACUAAACGCCGGAAGAUGGCACUGGAUGAUAUGGUCAAUGACUGA
Aspergillus wentii DTO 134E9 is the source of this 1644-nucleotide messenger RNA. RefSeq names its product putative C6 transcription factor (gene sclB). The record is from RefSeq and is a predicted model, not a curated record. Lineage: Eukaryota; Fungi; Ascomycota; Eurotiomycetes; Eurotiales; Aspergillaceae. Gene Ontology annotation, molecular function: DNA-binding transcription factor activity, RNA polymerase II-specific; zinc ion binding. The coding region runs from base 1 to 1644 and encodes 547 amino acids. Gene Ontology annotation, biological process: regulation of DNA-templated transcription. The transcript is spliced from 2 exons.